Schistocerca americana (American grasshopper) is the source of this 2853-nucleotide messenger RNA. It is a transcript of the gene Kr-h2, whose product is annotated as Krueppel homolog 2. Gene Ontology annotation, biological process: membrane organization; endoplasmic reticulum tubular network organization. NCBI's taxonomy places the organism in Eukaryota, Metazoa, Arthropoda, Insecta, Orthoptera, Acrididae. Gene Ontology annotation, cellular component: endoplasmic reticulum; membrane. The transcript is spliced from 5 exons. The record is from RefSeq and is a predicted model, not a curated record. Bases 291 to 1061 code for a protein of 256 amino acids.
ACACGAAACUUCAGAAACGAUACUCAGUGUGGUCAAGUCAUUGCGUGCAGGUUGCGUUGUGGUCACUAAUAGUGUAUGAUUGAAGUUUAAUUUUCACGUGCAAAUAAGAGUAUCGUGAUAAUUAGUGCAGAUAUUAUUUUCAUGUUGAGUAGGUCUGUUUAUUUGCACUGCCACGAGUGACGGUAAAAGUAGCAAUAAUAGUGCUGGUGUUCAAAAAAUUGCUAGCGAAACCCUGCUGCUUGUUUUGAUUGAAAACUGUAUCUAUACUUCUGGACAGAUACUUCUGAAAUAUGGCCGAUACAACUAGCACAAGCACUUCAACGCAACCGCAGGUUAAAGGUUGGGCAACGCUGAAGAAACGUCUGAUUGAAGAGAAAGUUGAAGUUGCUUUAUGGGCAACGAGAAUAUUCACAAUAUUUUUCACUUUUGGGUAUUUCGUCCCUAUCUUCGGAAACGCCUAUAAUGCAUACUAUAAAGCACUGAUGUCCAAUGCUGCAACAAGUGCACUGCGACUACAUCAGAGAAUUCCUCGAGUUUCAUUCUCUAAAGAGUUCCUUCAGCAAUUGUUAUCAGAAGAUAGCUGCCACUAUUUGUUGUACUCUCUUAUAUUUCUAUAUGUAGCUCCAGUUGGCUUGAUUCUGUUGCCAGUGUUUUUAUUCGCAGUGCUUCAGUUCUCACGAUACUCUCUGAUUUUGUUGGAUGAUUUGGGACAGAACUCAUGGUGGGCAGCUAGGCUGCUUAUCUCACUCGUCGAGUUCCAGACAUACAAUAUUCUGAGGCUGGUCGCCUUUGUGGAGAUUGUCCUGAUGCCAAUUGCCGUUUUGUUAAUACUUGUUGGGAAAGCAGGUCUCAUCACACCAUUUGUUUAUUACCAUUUCCUGCAAUUACGCUACACGUCCCGCCGUAAUCGAUAUACCAGGACAAUGUUCUACGAGUUGCGGGUCCUGCUAGAGCACACGGCGAACAAGCCAAGUGUACCUGGAUUUGUACGAUCUGCCCUACGUACGAUUGUCGCCUUUACUCUGAGGCUCGCACCACAGCUACCACCAGGACAGCAGUGAACUUAUUGUAAUAUGUUUGUCAAAAAAGAAAAACUGAUGAGAAGGGAAAAAGACAAAAAAAGAAAGACAUGGGGGAAAUGUCUUCACAUUGGUUAUUUGAAUUAUGUAAUGUUUGUGGAAUAAAUAUGACACUACUUUUAAGGUUAUGGAAAGGUUUUUCUGUUACUAACUUUUCCUCACAUGUUGUUGCAAUGUGGUGCACUUUUGUGUACAGUUUGGAUUCCACAUGUGUGUAAUGUUCAGGUACACAUUUCCAAUUUCCAGACAAUUUUACACCUAUGACUAUUAGAGAACGGUUAGGUUACUAUAGGAGUUGUGUAUGUCCUCUGAGCACAUCACGAUUGUUUUUAGGGAAGAUCAUUGUGUGUAAUGAAUGAAUUUUUCAUUUGCAUAAUCAGUGAGUGUGCAUUUUGAAAGAUAGGCACUUUUUUAUCAAAUCUAGUUAAAAGAAUGAAGUACAUAGUACACAGCAUGAUGAUAUAUUUUUGUAUAUGUAUCCGUUAUUGUUGUAUUUUUUUUAUGGAACUUAAGUUAGGUUAAGGUGGAGAGUAAUUCAGCUGUUCUUUUUCCACUCCUGUUAAUGUUACAGGUAUAAUCCAGGUAGUAACAAACAUUUGGCUAUAAUAAAUUCAAUAAAUAUUUUCUCUUAAGGAAACAUGUCACUUGCAAAAUUGAACCUUGCUUCAUUCAUCUUCAUAACCACCUCUAUUAUUUGAUCAUUUGUCAUAUCUGUACAUGAGUUUUAGAAUUCCGGUGUCUUAGUUGGCUUUUACCCGCUCAUUAAUCAAGUUGUUCAGUGUGCGUUUACCUUGGCAUCACCAGAAGAAUCUUUCCCACCCAGGAACUCUUUUGAGCUUCAUGAAGAUGUGUGUCACAAGAUUUUGUUCGUCAGUUGGUUCUUCAAAUCAUCUGCAGUUAAUUACAGACACCUAGGUCAAGUUUCAUCACGCACAUUUAUUUGUCCAUUGCUGAACAUUUCAUAUCACUUUCAUACUUAUCUUGUUAUGACUGCACCACCGUAUGCUUCUUUUAGUUGACAAUAAACUUGUCCAGGUUUCAUAUUUUGAGCAUUCAAAAAUCAAAUAAUAUCUCUGGCCUCACAGUUGGUGGGACUUUCUACCACUCAUUGCACAGUAGCAACUUGUUUUGAAUGGUACUUACACAACAGAGCUAAGAUGAGGAAAUAAUUCGAUCUCAGAUAGAAGUCCGAUAUCAGUCUGCGCAACAGGUAUGCGCAGUAGGUGACUAUUCCUGGAUUACCUGUAUAUUUGCUGUAGAUUUUGUUUUGCAGUAUUAUUUUCUCUUAUUAAAAGCAUUUAUUGUAUACUAGUGCAAACAGAUAAAUGUAAAAAACUUUGUUUAAUGUAGGUAACAGUGGAUUUUGUUUGUUGAGCAUUGUUUCACUUAAUUGUGUGCAUUUUAUGUGACUGAUAAUCUACAGGAUAUGAUACCAAAAAAUAUAAAGUUACGAAAUCUAUCACUGAAAUGAAAUUAAUGAAACAUAAUGGCAGCUGCUUAGAAAAUCAUUGUGUGUUCAUUACGUCAAUCAGAACCAGUUAUGACAGUAUUAUACUGGGAAUUGCAUGGAAUUGUUGUUUCCUGCAACAGAGUUUUUGCUACUAUGCAGUUUGUAUUACUGUUGCUCAUUGGACAAUUAAUGAUAUUUCAUCACAGGGAAUGAGAAACAUUUUACAAAACAACUGUUUAAGAAAUUUUCAUGUUCCACUUUUUAUAAAAACACGUUUGUCUUUUGUGCAUAUGACAGACACUUCAAUAAACUGUUUAAUUGUAA